GCUAUUCCUCUGACCUUUCUGUCGUUUAUCUUUUUUUUCUGAUUGGUUGAUAGAUUGUGUCUAUCAUGUCUAUACAUCUAUUGAUUUCUGACUGACUGACAUGAAUUUGAAGGUUCCAGGGAUUCCCUGAUAUUCUUUGUAUUUCCUCUGCCUAAAAUUUCUUCAGUGCUGAUGAUGUCGUCUAGCAAGAGGAUAAAAGCUAUACGACUAAACAACCCAUCUGGCUCAGAGAACACAAUACAACCAAGAUCAUCCACCUGAGCUACAAGUAUUCUCCACCAUGGAAUUGUCGUGCUAUUGACGAAGAAAUGUCUAAAGAGUAUGAUUCAGUGACGGGAUCACCAGUGAAUAAUGUAGCCGAUGAUAUGAUGGUGCAUGAUGAUGAAGAAGAGUCUAGAUCAUGGGUAAUGCGAAUGCCUCCUGGUCCAUGGUGGUGCGAAGAUUGUCAAGAGUCUGUAACAUCUACUAAUCUUAGUAUACCACAACUGUUCGCUAUUCUAAGACAAUGGACACCUUAUGCACAAUUACAAUUAAUCACAAUAGUUGAAGAGAUAUUUAGACGUGGUGCUCACGUUGAUGAUCGUGAUGGUCUAACUGAUAUGACACUAUUGCAUUUUGCUGCAAAAUCUGGUGCAUUAGGCGAUGAACAAGCUGCUUGUCGCAUUGCCAGUUAUCUUCUAGAUGAAGGAGCUGAUAUUGAAGCCAGAUGUAAAUGGACCGAUAUGACACCAUUACAUUAUGCUUCAUAUUUUGAUUGUCCAUUGAUUACUGAUUUAUUGAUUCAUCGUGGUGCAUGUAUUGAUGCUAGAUCACAAUUAAUUGAUCAUGCAACUCCAUUGCAUAUAGCUGCUAGUCAAUUAUCUUUAGGCACAGCAAGAAUUUUGAUACAAGCAGCUGAUUUCUCAGUUACAAAAACAGGACAUAGAUAUGAUGCUAAAGAUGCUAAAGAUGGAUUAGGACGUACACCAUAUGAAUGUUUGCCUCCUUCAGGUCAACUUCCAGAACCGUUGUGUACACUACGAGAUUUACUGUCUGAAUUACUUCGUCCAACUUCACCUCAUCAAUCUGAGGGUAUAGAUAUUGAAAAGACACUGUUUCAAGCGACAUCAAAUGAUGCUUCAAUUGGUUAUCGAGGUGAACAGAUCAUCAAUGGGACUGAUAAUCACCAUCCAAUGGAACAACACCAGUCUGUAUGCAAUGGAGUUGAUUGGUUAGUUGCUGAAUCUGGUUUUCUUUCACCGCGUACAAAGCGACCACCUAUUCAACAAACACCAGAGAGUAAGAUUAAGCGUCCUACAACACUUCAAUCGAGUAAUACACGUCCAACUAUUGGUAAAUCUACAAUAUCUGCUAAGGUUACACUACAGUCGAUGGGUUUAUCAUUGGGUGAUCGUGUGUGUAUUGCACCGGGCAAUUCGACAUCAUCAUCAUCAUCAACAACAAUAAUAAACAAUAAAAAUAAUUCCGCAACGAUAGGUAUUUCAGGGAGAAUAGGUAAACUGCGUUUCUGUGGACCAGUCUCUUUUGCAUCCGGUGUAUGGGUCGGUGUAGAAUUGGAUGAACCAGUUGGUAGAAAUAAUGGCAGUGUAGCAGGAGUUCAAUAUUUUUCUUGUCCAAAUCAACACGGCAUAUUUGCUCCUAUUGGUCGAGUAUAUAAAACUGUCAAUGUGAAUGGUAGACAAAACUGGCAUCCUGUUACUACUACUUCAUCUACUAUUAAACGCCCAAGUGUAUCCUAUUCACCAACUACACCGAAUAGUGUCAGAAAGCUGAAUAAUUUAAGUGAAGAAGUCGGCGGUGGCGGCAGCAGCAGUAGUAGUUGUAGUCAUACACCUGUAAAACGUCUACCUUCAUCACGUUCUAGUUAUUCUAUAACUUCAACAGUAUCAGCACCAAAUGGAACAUCAAAUACACAUCAUCAUUAUCAUCAUCACCAUCAUCAUCAAUUAACUUCUUCAAUACAACAAAAUCGUACACCUACACCGACAACUAUACAAUCACCUAUUGAUUUAUCACAUGUUACUGCGAAAAUUGAUACUGGUUUACGAAUACGUUCACCGGAUAUCAAUCAAAAGCAUCAAUUUCAUUUAGGUGAUCGUGUAUUAGUUGCUGGUCAACGUAGAGGUGUACUUCGUUUUAUUGGUGAGACACAAUUUGCUCCAGGUAUUUGGUAUGGUGUCGAAUUAGAACAACCUGUUGGUAAAAAUAAUGGUUCAAUACAUGGUGUACGUUAUUUUGAUUGCCCUAUUGGUCAUGGUAUAUUUGCACCGAUUAAUCGUAUACAAAAAUUACCAUCACGAUGUAAUACACCAAAUCUACAAUCAAUUCAUAAACAUGAUACUUUAAUGACUACAUCAUAUCAUUCAGAGUUGAUUGAUUCAUCUAAAUCAUUUACACGUACACCAUGGUCAACUACAACAUCUCCAAUGAUAGGACGUUCUGUAAUCGGUCGACCACCACUACCUAUAGAAUUAGUGAAUGCUUUAAAAGCAGUUGGUCGAGUGCCUACAGAAUCAGCUGAAGAACCUGUCUUUUAUUUAUCUGAAGGAAUGCAAGUUCUAUGUGCUGGAGAGAUAGGUGUUGUUCGUUACAUUGGGCCUAUAACAUUUGCUGAUGGUAUUUGGCUCGGUGUUGAACUGCGUAAACCACGUGGUCGUCAUGAUGGAUCUGUUGCAGGUAGACGUUAUUUCACUUGUCGUCCUGGUCAUGGUCUACUAGUCAGACCAGCUCGUGUCUUCUGUCAUGGUAUAAAUGCUGUCAAUCUUCUACCGCCUGCUUUAGCUGAAUUAGAACGUCAGUUGGCUGCAAAACGUCAGGAAGCAAGCCAUAGAGUAUCAUCUACACCUUCAAUCAGCUCUAGUGAUGAACAAUCUGGAAAGCAUUCAUCAUAAUACCAAGAGGAUAUUUAAUGAGCCUAUUUCAUUUUCAUUCAUACUUCUUUAUCAUGGAUACAAGAUUCUUGUCCAAUCACUUUGUUUUACUUACCUCACCUUGACUCUUUCUCAUUCUUCCAUCUCUUUAUGAUAAGAGAUAAGUGACAAUAUCAGACAGCUUGACAUUUUAUUUGCAUCUUCCUUUUAACUGCAUUUAUCUUUGUUUUCUCUCGCCUCUUGCUUCCCCCCUCCCCGUACCCUCCACUGAUGGUUUGCACUAUUUUCAACUAGCCAUUCAUUCAUUCUGUCUGCCAUCAAUCAGUCAGUAAAGUAACUAGGAGGGAUUCGCAUUGCAUUUUGUUGCCAUUCGGUUAGUCAUUGCUUAUGUCUGUGUUUGUUUGUCAAUAUGUUAUUUAAUAAGGAAACAGAAAAUAAUAUUAUUCUUUCUUUUAGGCCUUUUUCAAAGGGAUAUUUUCCUCCAGCUUUUCUUUUCAUCUCUCACCUCCGUUUUUUUUUUUUUGGUUAUUUUGUAUUUUAAAGUGUUUUAACGUGAUGAGGAAUGUCUGUGUUCGUUGAAUUAAUGUCUGUGCCUCUAUUUUGUAGAGAGGAAGCAUAUUUACCGCAUUCCUUCGUUCUACAUAUGACUGGAAGUGCAUGAUUUUAUGAAGUGAGAAUUGAACUACUUAAUACGGAUAUAAGUAGUACAAUUCUAUAACGUUGCUGUUCUUCAGCUUAUUCCAUGUUAUAUUUGAUUUUCUCUUCUGCAUUAUUUGUAGUGUAAAAUUUUUUGACUUCUUUUGUCAUUCACUCACUAUAUAUGAUUUUCUUCUCCUUUGCUUUUUUAUGUAUGGAUAUGGAGUAGUUGUGAUUUGACUGUUGUCCGUACUUUCCACUCCUACAAGGUGGAUACCAUCAUGAUUUGAGUUGAAUUGUCUGUAAUAACCAUGAAGUUUGUCAUCCAUUUUUC
Molecule: messenger RNA, 3840 nt
Organism: Heterobilharzia americana
Lineage: Eukaryota; Metazoa; Platyhelminthes; Trematoda; Strigeidida; Schistosomatidae
Source: the annotation of a GenBank genome assembly